Messenger RNA from Thamnophis sirtalis, 2676 nucleotides. The record is from RefSeq and is a predicted model, not a curated record. NCBI's taxonomy places the organism in Eukaryota, Metazoa, Chordata, Lepidosauria, Squamata, Natricidae.
AGAAAGAUUUAUUGUUCACAUUUGUACAUAAGAAUUUGAUCAGCUAAAAGUCAGCACUAAAUUUGCACUAGAAAAUGGCCAAGGAAUUCAAGGGGGUCUGGACUUGGAUCUCUUGUGGCAAUGCAAGGACUCUAAACUGAUGGUGGGUUUAUCUCCACUCUCCAGCUCUGCCUGCCCUUCUCCUAUAGUUAAGGACUAAAGGAUUUUCUGCUCACUAUUCUGCUUUGAGCACAAUAAUAUUCAGAUGUAUACUUUACCCUCUGAGAGUUGGUUUAGAUAUCUGUUCCAAUUUUUAAUUAUCCAAGAAUUUUUUUGGUGGGGGUGAGGGCUUUCAUUUGCCUCUUUUUCAGUAGCAAAAAUUCCUUUAAUUGGAAUUCCUUGUAUAUCUUAGCACGUUCUAGGUCUGUUAAUAAAUCUAUUACCAAAUGAAAUUUGCUUUUGUCACAGUAUUUCCAAUCUUCUCAUUCCCUGCUUAUUUGGAAAUUGAAAUGUAAGGAGAAAUUCUAAUUCAUUGAGGGCCGCAUCAGGACUGUGGUUGACCUCGCGGCUAGGCGGGGUGGCUGACUGGGUAGGUGUGGCUGACUGGGUGGGUGUGGCCAGCUUGACGACACUCUCCAAACUGCUGGCAUGUUUCCUCUUCUCAUUGGGUACACUGGGACGAAGCUACACUGGCCUGAUCUUUCCACUUCGCACUGGAUACACUGGGCCAAAGCUAUGUUGGCCUGAUCUUUCCUUUUUGCACUAGGUAGACUGGGCCGAAGCCACGUUAGCCCUGUCUUUCCUUUUCAUAAUCAGUAGACCAGGAUGGCCCCCUGGAUCGGAUCCAACCACAUUGUGGGCCUUGAGUUUGACACCCCUGUUCUAAACGGAUGAUAAUUAUUUUCUCUGUGUGAUUUUACUGUGUUUUGCUUUCUCCAAGGCUGCAGGUGGAUCUGUCUCGCAUCAAGUCAGCUUUUCCUAUUUCAAUGCUUUUAAUGCUCUGCUGAACAACAUGGAACUUGUUCGAAAGAUAUACAGUCUCCUAGCAGGCACUAGAAAAGAUGUAGAAGUUACAAAAGAGGAAUUCUCUCAGUCUGCCAUCAAAUUUGGACAAGUUACACCUUUGGAAAUUGAUAUUCUCUACCAGAUGUCUGACUUGUAUAAUGCUACUGGCAAUCUUAUGGCGAUCGGGGCAGGCCUAUCUGGCUCCAGAUAGCUGAGUCAGCUUACAGGUUCUCUUUGGGCUCAGUUGCUGGAGCUGUGGGAGCUACCGCUGUGUAUCCUAUUGACUUGGUAAAGACUCGCAUGCAGAACCAGCGCUCCACUGGCUCGGUGGUAGGAGAGCUGAUGUACAAAAACAGUUUCGAUUGUUUUAAGAAGGUUUUGCGCUAUGAGGGUUUUUUUGGCCUUUACAGAGGGUUACUUCCACAGCUCAUUGGUGUUGCUCCAGAAAAAGCCAUAAAGCUUACAGUCAAUGACUUUGUCAGAGAUAAAUUCACUCAGAAAGAUGGUUCCAUCCCACUGUUUGCAGAGAUCCUCGCAGGCAGCUGUGCAGGAGGUUCACAAGUCAUCUUCACGAACCCACUGGAGAUUGUCAAGAUCCGCUUGCAAGUAGCAGGAGAAAUCACCACUGGACCCAGAGUUAGCGCCCUCACCGUUCUGAAGGACUUGGGGCUUUUUGGACUGUAUAAGGGAGCCAAGGCCUGUUUUCUCCGAGACAUUCCCUUUUCUGGCAUCUAUUUUCCUGUGUACGCUCAUUGUAAACUGAUGCUUGCAGAUGAAAAUGGUCACGUGGGAGGGUUUAAUCUCCUUACAGCUGGCGCUAUUGCAGGUGUGCCUGCGGCUUCUUUGGUGACUCCUGCUGAUGUCAUCAAGACAAGACUGCAAGUGGCUGCUCGUGCUGGUCAGACAACCUACAAUGGAGUUAUUGAUUGCUUUGUGAAGAUACUUCGGGAAGAAGGACCUUCUGCCUUUUGGAAGGGAGCUGCAGCCCGAGUGUUCAGAUCCUCACCCCAAUUUGGUGUUACUUUAGUGACUUAUGAACUUCUGCAGCGCUGGCUCUAUGUGGAUUUUGGAGGCAUCAAGCCCGCCGGCUCCGAACCUCAUCCCAAGUCUCGAAUCUCAGGCCUGCCUCCUGUUAAUCCUGAUCACCUUGGUGGGUACCGGCUUGCCACAGCUACUUUUGCUGGAAUUGAAAACAAAUUUGGGCUUUCUCUUCCAAAAUUUCGAGCAGUGAGUGCCACUCCUGUGCAAACCAAAGCAGCGGCUUGAAUCCCGAGCUGACUUUUCCAGCAGACAAAAGCGGUCACAAAGGACAGUUCCGAGAACAGAUCCUUGGCUCUCCAGCCAGCUGCAUGACACUUUACUGAACGGAGACUGAAUCAUUGCUUCUUUCUAUACAAAGAUACAAUUGUUGUUCACACAUGGGAGAUUGAUUCGGGCUUUACGAUCAAGCUAUUGAUUGUUUCUCCUCUUCUGAUGGCUUGAAUUAGUACACAGGGCUUGGCUUUGCACAGCUUGCACUCCAUGUUACUGUACAUAUUGUACAUCUUUGUACAGAGACAUCAUUACAGCAUUGAAAUUGCAGUUGCAUUUCUAGAAACAGAUAUUGCAGUUCUAAAUAGUUUGAAAUGUACAGACUGUUUUGAAAGUGUUUUACUAAAAAUCAUGUGACAAUAAAAUGUAUUUAAAACCAGA